AUGGCAACGACAUCGACAACGACCACCACCGUUCCGAACGACUGCUUCCCAUCACUGCAGUGCCUCAGCGGCAUCGUGCCAGAAGAGUGCAAGAAAGCCGGCGUUGCGUGCGCCACCACCGCCAUGAAGACGACCACCAUCAACCCGACACAAUCCCUCUCCCCUCAAUCCUCAGUACAAUCACCCGAAAACCACAUCUCCCCCAUCUACGCCCCAACGCCGGCCUCCACAGGCUCCCAAGCCAUAACCACCUCCUCCGACUCAGAACACUCCCAAUCCGGCCGGAUACCCACCAACCUAACACACCACACCCACCCGCACAUCGAAGAGAGACCCACACCGCGUCCCACCCGCCCGCACCGCCGCAUCCCACACACCAUAAUCGAACGCCGCUACCGCGACAACCUCAACACGCAAAUCGAAACCCUGCGGCUCUCCCUGCCCUCCCUCAAAAACGCGUACGUCUGCAGCCCGGAUGUGGAGGAUUCCGCGCUGCCGCCGAGGCUGCCGUCCAAGGCGAUGAUUAUCGCCACGGCGGCGACGUAUAUCAAAGAAGUGGAGGCGGAGCGGAACGCGGCGUUCGAGAGCGUGCGGGAGUUGCAGGCGCAGGUGGGGGAUUUGCAGCGGUUGGUGAGUUGUGGGGAUUGUUCGAUUUUGCAAUAUUUGCAGGCUGUGGGUGGGGGUGGGAAUCAGGGGCAGGGGCAGGCGGUGGUUGUGUAG
Molecule: messenger RNA, 720 nt
Organism: Zasmidium cellare ATCC 36951
Lineage: Eukaryota; Fungi; Ascomycota; Dothideomycetes; Mycosphaerellales; Mycosphaerellaceae
Exons: 1
Coding region: 1-720 (239 amino acids)
Molecular function (GO): protein dimerization activity
Source: RefSeq, a predicted model, not a curated record